CAAGCCUAUAAAAGCGCACGGAGUACCGAAACUUCUCACAGUCAUUUAUGAUACCGCAACGAGGCAUAUAAUAGUGCUUGCAUACGCAGAUAAACACAACGUGAAAUACACCAACAAAGUUAUCUCAAUUUUAUCUUACAAUGGAACUGAAAUUUGUGCUAAUCGCCGCCUUCAUUGGCGCACUGCAGAUCGUUCACGCUAAGGACUAUUGUGAUUCAUCCUAUUGUGGAUCGAGGAAGCACAUUGCUUGCGACAACAAUGGGAAAUUCGCGGCGUCUUGCAAAAAUCCCGCUAUGAUCACUUUUACCCAAACACAAAAGGAUUUGAUCGUCGAUUCGCACAAUAACAAACGUAAUACUGUGGCUGGCGGUAAGACCAAGUUGAAACCGGCCUGUCGGAUGGCCACCAUGCAGUGGGACAACGAAUUGGCCGAAUUGGCGGCGCUGAAUGUCAAACAAUGUCAAAUGAAACACGAUGCAUGUCGCAAUACGGAUGCCUUCAAAUAUUCUGGACAGAAUUUGGCUUGGAUUACUUUCUAUAAUACCCCUAAUGCUACGAAAUUGUCAUUACAAUCGGUGGAUAUGUGGUAUGAUGAGAUCGACGACACCAAAAUGGAAUACAUUAACAAGUACCCGAAUAAUUAUCAAGGCCCCGCUAUUGGUCACUUUACCGUUAUGAUGGCAGAUCGUAAUAUUCGUGUGGGUUGCGCUGCUUCUACCUACGACGAAUCGGGUCAACCAUAUAAAGCUUUCCUAUUCGCCUGUAAUUAUGCAACAACAAAUAUGAUCAACUUCCCGAUUUAUAAAAGUUGUUCGGUAGCAGCUUCGGAAUGCAAGGCUGGCAAAAAUCCGAAAUACACUAGUCUUUGUUCGGUCUCGGAGAAGUAUGAUGUUAACAAAUGGUUUUAAAACCGUGUAAUUCGAAAUGGAAUUUUGUUUAAAUUUUUUAAAUUAUAAGAGUCAAUAAAUAUAAGCUUAAAAUGAA
Messenger RNA from Zeugodacus cucurbitae (melon fly), 984 nucleotides. Its product is annotated as antigen 5 like allergen Cul n 1-like. Lineage: Eukaryota; Metazoa; Arthropoda; Insecta; Diptera; Tephritidae. The record is from RefSeq and is a predicted model, not a curated record. The coding region runs from base 141 to 908 and encodes 255 amino acids. The transcript has 3 exons.